ACUCACCAGCGUCCCCCCGCAGCAGAGCCGGUUUCCCAUGGUGCUCAUCUCCAAGGCAAGCCCAGCUGUUUUUCUACAUAAAGAGGCUAAGCAUUUCCUGGUUCCUGGUUUAGCUUUCGCCCGCCUGUGGAGUCUGUCAAGUGUCAGAUUUCAACCUAGCAGGUUGGACUUUGGAAGCCACCUGCUGGAUGGAUUCCCAGGUGACUCUCCAGCCAAAGGGUAGAGGAGCGCAUACUGGCUCCAGAACCUUCACAAGACUGUGUAUAUAAAGGCCUGGCUGUCACUGCAGCUGAAAGAGCUGAACAGCCAGCUGACUCCUGACACUUUCCAAGCCACCAUGGACAUCGCCAUCCACCACCCCUGGAUCCGCCGUCCUUUCUUUCCUUUCCACUCCCCCAGCCGUCUGUUUGACCAGUUCUUUGGGGAGCACCUGCUGGAGUCGGACUUUUUCCCUUCCACAUCCCUGAGCCCCUUCUACCUACGGCCAUCCUCAUUCUUUCGGACACCCAGCUGGAUUGACAGUGGACUCUCAGAGAUGCGUCUGGAGAAGGACAGGUUUUCUGUCAACUUGGAUGUGAAACAUUUUUCCCCUGAGGAACUCAAGGUCAAGGUGUUGGGGGAUGUGAUUGAAGUGCAUGGCAAGCAUGAAGAGCGCCAGGAUGAACAUGGUUUCAUCUCCCGGGAGUUCCAAAGAAAAUACCGGAUUCCAGCUGAUGUGGACCCUCUUACCAUUACUUCAUCCCUGUCAUCUGAUGGGGUCCUGACUGUAAAUGGACCAAGGAAACAGGCCUCUGGCCCUGAGCGCACCAUUCCCAUUACCCGUGAAGAGAAGCCUGCUGUCACUGGUGUCAAGAAGUAGAUGCCCUUUGUCUCCCUGCAUUUUUAAAAAUGAUUAAACAAGAAAAUUUUUCCCAUCAGUGAAUGGAAAUCUUGUGACUAGUAAUGAAGCUUAUUAAUACUAAGGGCAGGCCCAAAUUAUUAAGCUAAUAAAGGAUCAUUUAAUAAAGAU
This is a messenger RNA of Suncus etruscus (white-toothed pygmy shrew), 1009 nucleotides long. RefSeq names its product crystallin alpha B (gene CRYAB). Gene Ontology annotation, molecular function: structural constituent of eye lens; protein folding chaperone. Gene Ontology annotation, biological process: protein refolding; response to heat. The record is from RefSeq and is a predicted model, not a curated record. Bases 338 to 859 code for a protein of 173 amino acids. NCBI's taxonomy places the organism in Eukaryota, Metazoa, Chordata, Mammalia, Eulipotyphla, Soricidae. The transcript is spliced from 4 exons.